Messenger RNA from Limanda limanda (common dab), 2887 nucleotides. RefSeq names its product eph receptor A7 (gene epha7). Gene Ontology annotation, molecular function: ATP binding; protein binding; transmembrane-ephrin receptor activity. The coding region runs from base 32 to 2887 and encodes 951 amino acids. Gene Ontology annotation, cellular component: plasma membrane; neuron projection. Lineage: Eukaryota; Metazoa; Chordata; Actinopteri; Pleuronectiformes; Pleuronectidae. Gene Ontology annotation, biological process: protein phosphorylation; axon guidance; cell surface receptor protein tyrosine kinase signaling pathway. The transcript has 15 exons. The record is from RefSeq and is a predicted model, not a curated record.
ACCUAUCCGCACGUACCAGGUUUGCCAAGUCAUGGAGCCCAAUCAGAAUAACUGGCUUCGGACUAACUGGGUAGAGAAGGGCGAUGCACAGAGAAUUUUUGUGGAACUGAAGUUCACCCUGAGGGAUUGUAACAGUUUGCCUGGUGUGGUCGGCACUUGCAAGGAGACGUUCAACUUGUAUUACCAGGAAACGGAUUCAGAGGUGGGCAGGAACUUACGGGAGAACCAGUACGUGAAAAUUGAUACGAUCGCUGCAGAUGAAAGCUUCACUCAGGGUGACCUGGGCGAGAGGAAGAUGAAGCUGAACACAGAAGUGCGCAUUAUUGGCCCCCUGUCCAGGCGGGGCUUCUACCUGGCCUUCCAGGACGUAGGGGCGUGCAUCGCCCUGGUCUCUGUCAAAGUUUACUACAAGAAGUGUUGGUCUAUCAUCGAGAACCUGGCCACAUUCCCCGACACCGUGACGGGAUCAGAGUUCUCCUCCCUGGUGGAGGUCCAGGGCAUGUGCGUGAGCGACGCCGAGGAGGAAGCCGACAACUCUCCCAAGAUGCACUGCAGCGCAGAAGGGGAAUGGCUGGUGCCCAUUGGGAAAUGUAUAUGCAAGGCUGGAUUUCAUCAGAAGGGAGAUGCGUGUGAACCAUGCGGUCGUGGUUUCUACAAGUCUUCCUCCCAGGACCUUCAGUGCUCUCGCUGUCCAGUGCACAGCUUCAACGACCGCGAGGGCUCCUGGCGCUGCGACUGCGAGGACGGCUACUACCGAGCACUCUCUGACCCUCCGUCUGUGGCCUGCACAAGACCUCCCUCGGCGCCACAGAACCUGGUCUACAACAUCAACCAGACCACUGUUAGCCUGGAGUGGAGCCCGCCGGCCGACACAGGCGGCCGCAAUGAUGUAAGCUACAGGGUAAUAUGCCGGCGCUGCAGCUGGGAACCUGAGGAGUGUGUUCCGUGCGGGCAGAAUGUGGGAUAUUCUCCUGCACAGUCAGGAUUAGUGGACACCUACGUGAGCAUCAUGGACCUGCUUGCCCACGCCAACUACACGUUUGAAGUGGAGGCUGUCAAUGGGGUCUCGGACUUGAGCCGCACACAGAGGCUGUUUGCAGCGGUGAGCAUCGCGACUGGUCAAGCAGCUCCAUCCCAGGUCAGCGAGGUCAUCAAGGAGAAGGUGCAACAGCGCAGCAUCCAGCUCUCCUGGCAGGAGCCGCAGCAGCCCAACGGCGUCAUCACGGAAUAUGAAAUCAAAUACUAUGAAAAAGAUCAGAAGGAUAAGAUUUACUCCACGGUGAGGUCCAAGUCCACAUCGGCCACAGUGAACAACCUGAAGCCCAGCACGGCCUAUGUGUUCCAGAUCCGGGCCUUCACUCAGGCGGGUUAUGGGACCUUCGGCCCAAGACUGGAGAUAACCACCAAGGAGGAGGCCACAGCUGCGAUUGUCUCCAGCGAGCAGAACCCCGUCAUCAUCAUAGCAGUGGUGGCCGUGGCGGGAACCAUCAUCCUGGUGUUCAUGGUGUUCGGCUUCAUCAUCGGGAGAAGGUACGCUCUCGCGGGCCCCAUUGACUCUCCGCUCCUGCACUGCGGGUACAGCAAAGCGGAUCAGGAGGGAGAUGAGGAGCUCUACUUCCAGUUCAAAUUUCCAGGCACCAAAACCUACAUCGACCCUGAGACGUACGAGGACCCAAGCAGGGCUGUCCAUCAAUUUGCCAAGGAGCUGGACGCCUCCUGCAUUAAAAUCGAGCGGGUUAUUGGAGCAGGAGAGUUUGGGGAGGUGUGCAGCGGCCGGCUCAAGCUGCCGGGAAAGCGGGACAUGUCUGUGGCGAUCAAGACGUUGAAGGUGGGCUACACAGAGAAGCAGAGGCGGGAGUUCCUUUGCGAGGCCAGCAUCAUGGGACAGUUUGACCAUCCCAAUGUUGUUCAUUUGGAAGGUGUUGUGACAAGAGGAAAACCAGUCAUGAUUGUCAUCGAGUACAUGGAGAACGGCUCAUUAGAUGCUUUCCUCAGGAAACACGAUGGUCAGUUCACAGUCAUCCAGUUGGUGGGGAUGCUGAGGGGCAUUGCGGCAGGAAUGAGAUAUCUUGCCGAUAUGGGAUACGUCCAUCGAGAUCUGGCUGCGCGAAACGUCCUCGUCAACAGCAAUCUCGUAUGUAAAGUGUCGGACUUCGGCCUGUCCAGGGUGAUCGACGAUGAUCCGGAGGCUGUCUAUACAACAUCUGGGAAGAUGCAGGAUGUUAUGAAUUUGAUCUUUGCUCCAGCCACUGACCUGCGUUUUUAUGGACAGGGCGGCAAAAUACCUGUGAGGUGGACCGCCCCCGAAGCCAUCCAGUAUCGCAAAUUCACCUCCGCAAGUGAUGUGUGGAGUUAUGGUAUAGUCAUGUGGGAGGUGAUGUCCUAUGGGGAACGGCCUUACUGGGACAUGUCCAAUCAAGAUGUCAUUAAAGCGAUAGAGGAGGGCUACCGUCUUCCAGCCCCCAUGGACUGUCCGGCCGGCCUGCAUCAGCUAAUGCUGGACUGCUGGCAGAAAGACCGAGCCGAACGGCCCAAAUUUGAUCAGAUAGUUGGCAUCCUCGAUAAGAUGAUCCGUAACCCCAACACCUUGAAAACCCCAGUGGGAACGUGUACAAGACCAAUUAGUCCACUGUUAGAUCAGAGCACACCAGACUUCACCGCUUUCCGCUCGGUGGGAGAGUGGCUGGAAGCCAUCAAGAUGGAACGAUACAGAGACAACUUCACAGCGGCUGGCUACAGUUCCCUGGAAUCUGUGGCCAGGAUGUCAAUCGAGGACGUGAUGAGCUUGGGGAUCACGCUGGUGGGCCAUCAGAAAAAGAUCAUGAGCAGCAUACAGACUAUGAGGGCCCAGAUGCUCCAUCUCCACGGCACCGGUGUCCAGGUGUGA